AUGAAAGUACCACGAAUUAUGAAUCGUGGGCGUAUAGCACCAUCAGCACCAAGAGUUAGUUCUGAUUCAGAACGAAAUUCUUGGUCAUCAGCUUCAAUUGUUAGUACAAUCGAAACACAAUCACCACAACCACAAUUACCAGAAGAAGUGACUCAAACAUUACAAAAACCUAUUGUGGUAUCAUCUAUUAAUAAAAAAGUAAUUAUUGGCUUAUGUAUUGCUGCUGUAUGCCUAAUUAUUAUAAGUAUUGUACUUGGUGCUGUUUUACCUCUUACAUUGAAUAAAAAUUCACCUACGACGAAUUCAACUACGCAAACUAUGAAUAUAACACACAAUAAAUGA
This is a messenger RNA of Rotaria sordida, 342 nucleotides long. The record is from the annotation of a GenBank genome assembly. NCBI's taxonomy places the organism in Eukaryota, Metazoa, Rotifera, Eurotatoria, Philodinida, Philodinidae.